CGCCACUGGCAAAGAGGAACCGAGCUGAAUAGGCCUAAUACCGAAGAACUUUCUCUGCCAGUACCAGUAACAUGAUCGAACCCUGGAUUAGCGAGCCCGCGCCUUGGUCUAUAAAAUGUAUUGCUUGUCAUUGGCUAGAUGCUUUGGUUAUAUAAAGGGUGUCUGUCGCUAUAUUUAUUAUUAUAAGGUCCAUGUUAUCAGUAAGAAGUUUUGGUAAUACUAAAACUAAGCUGAGGGUCGUUACGAUGACCGUCUGGUUGUCAAUAUCUACGAACUGAAAACACUGUGAACUCAACUGUAAUUAUAGAGUACUGAAAUUUGUUUUGGCGGGAAACAGGCGGCAAGACGCAUAAAGCCACGUGGUCCAAGACUUUCAUACUAUUGUGCAAUCACAUCACAGCCAAGGUAUAACAAGUCGUACUGCCAACGUUUGCAUAAACCUAUUUAAUAGUGUGUGUCUUUUGGCGCUAUCAUUAUCACAGGUAAAGAUGGCAGGAGUGUUGAGUCCAAGAGAAACAGGAAGAUUAAUUGCUGAAACAAGUAAAGAUGUUUCAAUAUGUACUGAUGGUAUCAAGAAGACAGCUCAAUUGGUUUUUGAUCAUGUGAAAAAAGAUGCCUUUAGUGUGAAGUCGUGGAAAGAACAUGAACUCAAUCCUAAAACAAUGGAUAAAGCUGCUGUAGAUUGGGUUUUUCUUGCGGACACCUUAAAUUUUUCGUUUUAUUCUGAUGAUGAGACAAAGAAAUAUAGCGUGGAAUAUGGUGGAAAGAAACAUACAGGUUACUGGUCAUUGUGUGCCGCCAUUAAUAGAGCUUUAGAUGAUGGCAUUCCUAUUACUGAUCCUAAUUAUUAUGCUUCUAUUGGUCAAGAGAAACUAGCAAGUAUUCUACGUUCAGAUACAGACUAUAAUAUACCUCUACUAGAUAAACGUGUUGAAGUUUUACAUGAAGCUGGUUCUGUUUUAUUAAAGAAAUAUGAUGGUAGCUUUAUUAAUUGUAUAAAGCAAUCAGAGAAGAGUGCUCAGAGUUUGUUGAAGUUAGUGGUUGAAGAUUUUCCUGCCUAUAGAGAUGAAGCAGAAUAUAACGGUAAAAAAGUGGCUUUCUACAAACGUGCUCAGAUAUUGAUAGCAGAUGUAUGGGGCUGUUGUGAAGGCCAAGGUUAUGGAGAAUUUAAUGAUAUUGAUACUAUAACUAUGUUUGCAGAUUACAGAAUUCCACAGUGCUUGGUCUAUUUUGGUGCCUUAAAAUAUUCAGAUGACUUACUUCAGACAUUACACAAAGGUGUAAAUAUUGGAAAUGGAGACAGGCAAGAAAUGGAGAUCAGAGGUUGUAGUAUCUGGGCAACAGAGUUGAUCUGUGAAGAAACAAAAAAGCUUUUAGCUGCUGAUCCACAGACAGUCGAUGCUGAUAUAAAUGCUAUUUUAGUAGAUCAUUAUUUGUGGGAUUACAGACGUGAGAAGGCAGAUGAAAUGAGAAAUAUUCCUUUCCACAAAACAAGAUGCAUCUACUAUUGACGAUUAUGACAAAUUCAUCCAUAGGCAUGUUUGUUAAGGAAGGCAAUUUUGAUGUAUCCGAAAUUUUACAUAAAAUCCUGGUACCAAUUUCUAAUAAAAAGUCUUUUUUUUAUCAAUCAGCAAUACACAUUUAACCCAAAUCAAACAAUAUGUAACUUAUUUUUCAGCUGGAUUACUUUUUUUAGUGGGGAAACUGCCAAAAUGUGAUCUAACAAAAGGACUUUUAGGGAUAUUGGUGUAGAUAUAUAACCAGAUAUUUGACAAGCUUACUAAGAUAAGAAGCACUAGAUAUUGUUUUAUGGCCUUUAAGUAACUUCUGCACUCCUGUGGCCAAAUUUAAUUGUUAAUUGGUUAAUCGUUUUGCUUUCACUGUUCGAUUUCUUUUCUUUCGUGCUUUUGCCGGAUUUGGGAAAGCAGACCCCCUCCCAUCCCCUUGCUCAUAAGCCCAUGAAUUCUUUAAUUAUAUCUUUGUGUAUACACAAAUGUAUACAUGCCACAUUUUAUGCAGGGUUUGAGUGUGUCUUCUGGGGUUUUUUUUCAUUCCAUCCUAUUACCAUGCCUAAAUGUGUGUCAUGUUCAACCCAAAAAUAGCUAUAAAAUGCAGGGUUUGAGUGUGUCUUCUGGGUUUUUUUUUCAUUCCAUCCUAUUACCAUGCCUAAAUGUGUGUCAUGUUCAACCCAAAAAUAGCUAUAAAAUGCCCUUAGUCUUUCCUUUGUAGGAUGUUUUGAUAAAAUCGUUGCAUUUACUGUAAAUGGAUGAGGUUACUGUUUCUAGACAUAACCACUUUUUGGUAAACGAACAAGUACAUUAAUAAGAAUUUUGUUUAAACUUUACAAGAGUAGAAAAAUAGUAUAUUGAGACAGCAGUUAAAACCAAAUUGAUGCAACAUACUGACUAAAAGACCCAAACCAUUGAUGUCACCUACAGAUUAAAAGGAUUAGGCCAAAUUAAAAUAAUCUGUGUUUAUGGUUACCUGACCCACCCAAUCUUUUGAACUAAAACCAUUGACCCUAAACUUCCUUUUUCAUUUCUCAAUUCCUAUAACUGGACCUUGGCUUGAUAGACAACUCCCAACACUGAAAUUUCGGUAUUAUUUUCAAGAACCUUAAUUUCGUCGGUUACAUGGAGAGUGGAAACGGUCCCAUUACAUUUGCACCAGACCGACUUUUUCGCUGGUGAAAACGCAUAGGUUAUAUUAGCAUUGUGUUAUCACGUAAAAGUCGCCAAAAAAGUAUAAUAUACUAAUUUGUUUCCUCCACUUAAUUAAUAUGGUCACCACCCACGUGUGAUAUGCGUUUCAAGUGGGAAGCUGAAUCAUUGAAAGAAUAUUUUAAUGCAAAUGAGCUAACUAAAUCCUCAAAUUUUCAAACUGCGACCGAUAUUAAUAACAUUAAUAAGAAUGUACUGCAACUUGAAACAGUUUUAAAAACGGGCUAAACCCUAUACUAGAAUACUCAAGUAAAGAAAGAAAAAUGCUAAACCAUGGUUUGAAACGUCAGUGUACAAAUGAGAAGACAAAACUGAUUAAAUCUAAUAAGCGUGAAUUCAAAGAUGAAUUACUUACUAAACUUGAUGAUUUGGCUAAAACAAACAAGAUCAAUCAAUUCGUUUUGAUCCCGAAACCGUAAAAUCUCACUUCCGGGACUUGUGUAAAAUAGAUACAAAUUCUACUGAUUCUUUCGAUAAUAACUUUAUGAUUGAUAUCAAACGAAAACUGAAAGUUCCGUAAUAAACAGGAACUUAUUCUAAUACGUGGAAUGAACCUAUUCAUCGCAAGGUGGUUCACAUUCACAUUGCAAAAUUAAAGAGUGAAAGAUUAGACGGAAUAAGCAAUGAAAUUAUUUUAAAGGCUUAAAAGGCGCUUAAAGCCCGCAUUUCACCUAAGUUAGUGGAAAUAUUUAAUAGUUGCAUGCAUAUCGAUGGGUAGAAGGUUUUAAAUACAGAUGUGACGUCAUCCUUUGAUGUUGGUGCGCCAUUAUUUCAACUAAUGGUACGGGCAAUGUGCCAAGCCACAGGCACUUGAAGGGAUUAAAAUAAAACUUCUUACUACUGCUUGAAGAAGUUUUAUUUUAAUCCCUUCAAGUGCCUGUGUGCCAAGCGUACAUUAUUAUACUAGUUGUAAUAUUGAACGCGUAUGACGUAUUUCAUUGAAAUGCACGUGGUGGAGAGUGUCUGUAUUUUUUAAGUUGUUUAAUGGUCUCGUGCCAGACAUUGCGUAAUAUACAGAUAUUGCACUCGUACAAUAUCUUAUUAAAUAUGUCUCGCACUCGACCAUUAAACUACACAUAUUGGAUAUUGGACCAAUCAAUAAAGUCAAGUCACCGCAGAGUGCGAAUGAUUUUAGAGGUCUUAUAACCAGUGACAGUUGUGGCUUUAGAAAACAUUAUAAAACCUCUAACAAUAUCUUAAUUUUAAGAGCUUUAAGAUAAGUGUUUCAAAGAGAAAAGAUGUCAUUAUGUUUGUUUCAAUGAUUUUAAUAAAGCUUUUGAUAGAGUU
Messenger RNA from Patella vulgata (common limpet), 4007 nucleotides. RefSeq names its product Q-nucleotide N-glycosylase 1. The record is from RefSeq and is a predicted model, not a curated record. The transcript is spliced from 10 exons. Lineage: Eukaryota; Metazoa; Mollusca; Gastropoda; Patellidae. The coding region runs from base 489 to 1511 and encodes 340 amino acids.